Symphalangus syndactylus (siamang) is the source of this 9404-nucleotide messenger RNA. It is a transcript of the gene QTMAN, whose product is annotated as queuosine-tRNA mannosyltransferase. The record is from RefSeq and is a predicted model, not a curated record. NCBI's taxonomy places the organism in Eukaryota, Metazoa, Chordata, Mammalia, Primates, Hylobatidae. Gene Ontology annotation, molecular function: glycosyltransferase activity.
CAUCCGCGGCGGCCGCGGGGGAGGGGCACGGCGUCAGCGCGUCGCCGGCUGGGCCGCGCCGGUGGCAAGGAGGGAGAGACAAGGAGGAGGAGGAGGAGGAGGUAUCUCUGCAUUAGCCAAAUUGGACAUAUGUAAAGGGACAUCAGUAUAUCUGGAUCAUCAGGAAAAAGAAUGUAGCAUUGUUCUGUUUUACAGAGGAAGCCUCUACCUGUGACUGAUGGUUGUGCUUCAAGAAGACCAUAGGGAAGAACUCAUUUUCAUCUUGCUGCGAAAGUUGCAAUAGAAAAUCUGAAGGUUUGAACGGGCCAAUGAGUAUCCUCAUCAUUGAAGCAUUCUAUGGAGGCUCCCAUAAACAGCUGGUGGAUCUUCUCCAAGAAGAGUUAGGAGACUGUGUCGUUUAUACCCUUCCUGCAAAGAAAUGGCAUUGGAGAGCCCGGACAUCUGCUUUAUACUUCUCUCAGACCAUUCCCAUCAGUGAACAUUACAGGACCCUCUUUGCAAGUUCAGUGCUUAACCUGACCGAACUGGCUGCCCUGCGGCCUGACCUUGGGAAACUGAAAAAGAUUCUGUAUUUUCACGAGAACCAGUUGAUAUAUCCUGUCAAGAAAUGUCAGGAGAGGGAUUUCCAAUAUGGAUACAACCAAAUUCUUUCAUGCCUGGUGGCUGAUGUGGUUGUAUUCAACUCAGUUUUUAAUAUGGAAUCAUUUCUCACUUCCAUUGGAAAAUUUAUGAAGCUGAUUCCUGAUCACAGACCCAAGGAUCUGGAAAGCAUCAUCAGACCCAAGUGCCAAGUUAUUUACUUUCCCAUCAGGUUUCCUGAUGUGGGCAGAUUCAUGCCCAAGCACAAAACAACCCAUUUAAAGAAGAUGCUCGGCCUUAAAGGAAAUGGCGAUGUGGUUCUGUCCAUGGCCCUUCCUUUUCAGCCGGAGCAGAGAGAUUCGGAGGAUUUAUUGAAGAAUUUUAAUUCAGAGUCUGAUACACACUGUGGCCUUGAUACUGCACGACAAGAAUAUUUGGGUAACUCAUUAAGACAGGAGUCAGACUUGAAAAAGUCCACCUCGUCAGAUAAUUCAAGCCCUCAUCAUGGUGAAAAUAAACAAAAUCUGACUGUUGAUCCCUGUGACAUUUUGGGUGGAGUUGAUAAUCAGCAAAGACUGCUACACAUUGUCUGGCCUCACAGGUGGGAGCAUGAUAAAGAUCCGGAAAGCUUUUUUAAGGUAUUAAUGCGUCUUAAAGACUUAGGACUCAAUUUCCACGUGUCUAUCCUUGGAGAAACCUUCACAGAUGUCCCAGAUAUUUUUUCAGAGGCCAAAAAGGCAUUGGGAUCUUCUGUCUUACACUGGGGCUACUUACCCAGCAAAGAUGACUAUUUCCAAGUACUGUGCAUGGCUGAUGUUGUCAUCUCAACAGCUAAGCAUGAAUUCUUUGGAGUGGCAAUGUUGGAAGCUGUGUACUGUGGGUGUUACCCACUUUGUCCUAAAGAUUUGGUUUAUCCCGAAAUAUUUCCAGCUGAAUAUCUGUAUUCUACACCUGAACAGCUUUCAAAAAGGCUCCAGAAUUUCUGCAAGAGACCAGAUAUUGUAAGAAAACAUCUCUAUAAGAGACAACGAAUACAAUUGUUUCUUUUCCGGAUGAACAAGGAUCUGUUUUGCAAAUGUUUGUAAGAUAUUAUGACAUUUCCAAGAUUUUCUUUGCAUUCUGGAAAGCAGGAGGUAAACAUUUGUAGUCAUUAAGGUAAAGUCUGUUGAUAAACCAUCUUCUGUUUACUGACAGGUAAAUUGUAACUUUCCCUAGCUUUUGAAUGAGUAACUUCUAUACACCACAGAGUGAGGCACAGCCAGGGAAAGGUGGCUAGACAAGGGGCAAGCCAGGCUUUCUAGCUUCUGGAAGGAUCGAGUGGCCUAGCAGGCAUCUAAGAUAGAGAAAGCAAUGAUUCAGAAGUCCGGUAGGGCCCAUUUGACAGGUAGCAAAAUCAAAAGCACGAAAUAGAUCAAGACAAAGCCCUUGGGAGAGAGGCAGUAUUGCAGAUCCAAGAAGGCAGCUCAGAGGCUAUGAGCCCUGGGAAUUUAAAAGCAGGAAGAGUAAGAAGCAGAAACAAGAAGCUCCAUCUGAACAGACUCCUCUCUCCAACCUUUAUGAGACCCACAGUGUGUGAUGGGCCACCACAGCACUGGCUUCUAGACUUUUACAGGGAAGCCAGUGAACAAAUUACCUCCUCACCCAGAAAACAAAGAGCUCAGGAACUAUUUUGGAAGUUCCUUCCAGUCUAAGACUAUGGAACUCAGAAUCUAGCAGGUGUGUUCCUUUGGAUAGCAAAACUAAAGAUAUAAAUAUGAAUAAGAAAUUCUUUGCCACUUCUCCUGGGCAAGGUUAUACUUUAUGCCAUCUACUGAGAUAAACCAGACGAGUCAGUUUGCUUCUGUCAGUUGCUGUGUCACAGAUGACAUCUUCUCAAAAUAAUAUUAUCUCACAGCCAGGAAAUAGCGCUUCGUUGACUGUGUUUUUCUAUCCUGAAAAUAAAUGGGCUUAUGCUUCAUAGUGGCUAAGAUACUCUACACCCAACUAGUUAGUACCCAUAGAUCUUUUCUCACGGAUAGGAAAACAAAAAAGCAUUAAACACCUCUCAGAGAGUACAUCUGAAACAUUUACGUAUUUUCCUGAUUUAGGCAAAUAUAAUAUUGAAAGUUACCUGGAUGUAGGCGUUUUUUCUACACUCACGAACGCAAAUCAAAUUUUGCCGUUAGCUGUGGCCGACAUUCCUUCCAGGACAAAAGCUGACAUUAGGCCGAGUGCGGUGGCACACACCUGUAAUCCCAGCACUUUGGGAGGCCGAGACGGGUGGAUCAUGAGGUCAGGAGAUCGAGACCAUCCUAGCUACCACGGUGAAACCCCAUCUCUACGAAAAAUACAAAAAAUUAGCCGGGUGUGGUGGCGGGCACUUGUAGUCCCAGCUACUCGGGAGGCUGAGGCAGGAGAAUGGCAUGAACCUGGGAGGCAGAGCUUGCAGUGAGCCAAGAUUGUGCCACUGCACUCCAGCCUGGGCAAUAGAGCGAGACUCCAUCUCAAAAAAUAAAUAAAUAAAUUUAAAAUAAAUUUUAAAAAAACUUACAUUAAAGGUGUCACUUAUUUGUGUGAUGCUGAGAUUUGGAAUUUAAAAAAAAAUUUAUAAAGACUGUAAUGUCAGAGUUGCUACUGGUUCACAUAAGCAAUAAAAAGUUUUGUAAAUUGUAAUUCUUAACAUUUAAAAAUAUGUAGGAGCGUGUGUGUGCACACGCACACGCAUGCUUCUCAACACCCAUGACCUAGUGGAAUGGAGUGUUAUUAAAUAAGUUAAUCAGUAUUUUGUUGAAAUCUCAGCAGAUAAUUGGUACUACACGUUGACUCAUUAAUUCAGUUUCCCUUAUCAACCACCCCCAUCAUUUAUUGUUUUGAGUAUGUUUAAUGGAAAACUUAGUCUUUCGAUUGUUUUUUCUUUUAAAAUAAAAUCAAUUUUAAUUUUAAAUGUCUUUAAAAGUCCAUCCAUUAUCAAGACUUUGACACAGUGUCUUGAAAUACAGCUCACCCUAAACUUAAUCUGUGUUUCUGGCUAGAUGUUUCUAGAACAAAUAUCAGGGCACCUGGUUCUUAACCUUCUCGUUUAUACUGUGUUGAUCGGAAAUAGAUGCAAAUACCUGUUUAAAAAUGCUCCUGGUUUAAUAAGCCUCCUUCAAAUACAGUUAAGUUUAAAUGCCCUGCUCCUGUUCUCAGUCCUUCAGACAUCAAUAUGGCAGGCAGAAUCCAUAAGUCAAUGGAAACUCUUAGCCAUAGAGGGCUGCAGAGAUUAAUUUCAACACCUUGAAAUGCAUCUGGAAGCAAAGAUUUCAUUUUAUAUUGAAGGUGUUAAUUAUAUUUGAUAUUUUUAAAAGUAAAAUCUGUUUUUGAGAAAGCAUCUGCUACCCAGAAAUAUUAUGAGCCACAAAAGAAAUUUCACUGAAGUCUCAAGAUACUUUCUGUGGAUGAUAGAAUCAGUUUUCAAAUGAUAGUCCCUGCUGUCUUUUAAUGCUGACAUACACUGUGAGUCUUACUCUUCUAUUGACUAUUGACCCAACUGCCUUUCUUUUUCCGUGGAAAAUUUGGGACUAUUUAAUAUUAGAUCUUAUGUUUAACAACGAAGACAGUAUAUUAUAAACCACUGACUUGAACAUGUUUCAUUUUAAAAUUUGAAUUGUGACACAGACAACUAAUGCUCCUAUCCUAUGCCCUCUCUUCAAAGCUAUUCAUUAAAAUAUAACUGGGGAAGUUUGAAAAACAUGCGAGCAAUUCUACAUGCUGCUCAAAGAUGCAGACGUGUGAUUAAAGUACAGUAUUACAGAAAACCUGGGAAUUAACCAAACUUACAAUAAUGGUUACGUCAGAGGGGCCAUGGUAGAGAAAAAAAGGACAUAGAAGUAGGGAGAGGUGCAUUCGUUGCAUGAUGAAAAGUCUGUUUCUUAAGCUGGGUCAUGAUACACAAAGGCUUCUUGCCACUCUUUGUGACAUUUCACGUGUCUUCAGUGUAUUUAUUGCAUAUACCUUUUGAUAGGAGAUAUGAAUACUUUGGGAAGCAUGCUACUAGUUUUGCUAUCAGGCUAUCCUUAACAUUUCUUGGUUUCCUCAAUUAUUGAUUGGGUCAGAAAACCACUUGCCUCAGACAGGGAUAGAAACUACUCUACUGCCAGUGUUGCUUGAGAAGACUUUCCUCUGCUUAACAGGAGCCAGGGGCUUCACCUCAACCCUCAUGCUGUGGAGAAAGUCAGACUCAACUGGCCACAGGUUCCUGUUUCUUGGGGCCGCUGAUCACCAUUUCUAACAGAUGCCUGUGGCAUUGCAAGCACAAGAUGGAAAACUAUAGCUCUAAACUCCCUUCUGAAGGGUAAGGAAAGGAAGAUGAAGGCAGAUGUUAAAUGAGCCCAGUCUUUUUCAUCUCAAACAAUUCAGAGCUGCCCGUUAGAGCACAAGAGCUCUCUGAGCUCCCAACCACACUGCCCACUCCCCAUAGUGUUGCCUCUCCCCUUUCCUCUUUAAGACGCAGGAGCGAAUCAUGGUCUUUGUGCUUUCACUGCAAUCUAUCCCAGGGUAAGAGUUCUCCCUGGUAUCUGUGGGAUGCCCUCGCUGCAUGUGAGGCACAAAUGGCUUCAGGGACCAGGAUCCUCACUCACUCUGCAGUCCAUUUUUUUAAAUUGGAAUUUGGGAUUGGUUUCUUCAGGUGUCCCACCAUCAUCUAUCAUUAUCUGAGUUAUUCCGUAUCCUCUCCCAACCCCAAGGAGAGGAUCCUAAUUGUUUUUAUAAACUGAUAGAAGGAAUUGGUGAUUCUUGGAAGAUAAUUUUAAAUGGUUAUAUUACUUUCCUAUUAGUUACUGCAUUUAAAUAGCAGACCUAAGGUGGGGUGUGAGAAGAUGUGACCCCUAGGAAUAUUGGUAUGACCUUUCUCAAGCAAUUUGAAGUCCUAUAGGUCUGAAAAUUUAAUGUCUUCAAUAUCAUUUCACAGAUGAGAAAAUUAAGGCACAUAUAGUGACAUAUUUAGGAGCUGAAGUGUAUUACAGAAACAAAGUUUUUUUGUAUAAGCCUUUCCCUACGUGGGAUGUUAUCAUUGUCACCUAUGUGCCUUUCAGGAAGCACCAAGUGCAGUGUGCAUGACUCAGUUGGACCCCUAGUUCCCUUCUAUUUCUCUCUCCAGCUGGCAGGAGACAGCAAAGGACAGUGGAGGUGAUUAUUUUGUGGCCAACAUUUCUGCCGUUAAAAGGGACAUAAGAGACUAUGCAGUAUGGCCAAAUUUUUUUUUUUUUUUUGAGAGGGAGUCUCACUGUUGCCCAGGCUGGAGUGCAGUGGCACCAUCUCAGCUCACUGCAAGCUCCACCUCCCGGGUUCACGCCAUUCUCCUGCCUCAGCCUCCCGAGUAGCUGGGACUACAGGCUAAUUUUUUUGUAUUUUUAGUAGAGACGGGGUUUCACCGUGUUAGCCAGGAUGGUCUGAAUCUCCUGACCUCGUGAUCCACCCGUCUCGGCCUCCCAAAGUGCUGGGAUUACAGGUGUGAGCCACUAUGCCCAGAGUAUGGCCAAUAUUUUAAGUGUUUUUAUUAUUGCUCUGGUUCUCCAUUUAGGGAGGCAUUCAGUGAGUAUACCCCAUCUGUCACAGGCCCCCACCACUCCCUGUGGUCUUACACUCUGCUGAAUUCAUACAUUUAGGUAACUUCCCUGGCCCUCCUGAGAGGCACUUAUUUUUGUAACCUCCUGUAUUUGAGAUGUAGGAAAGUGGGGCCUGAGGAGAAGUUGACUUGCCUUGGGUCCCACAGUGGUACAGGCAGAUCUAGAACUCACAUUCUCCAGGGCUCUUUCAGUAGGCUGUGGUUGAGCAGUAGUCAAGACCACCUCUUCAAGAAGGGAAAAACAUUUGUCUUCUCAUCUCUUUCUCCUCUUUCUUCCUUCUGCCUCUCACUGUAAGAAGAAAUGUGUUAAUAAGUUGCUAAUACCUUACUCUAGGUGUAUUUCAUGUUACACCAGCCAGUACUUGUAUUCUCAAUGACCAUAAGGAGAGGAAUGCAGAAGAAUUGAUUUCUGCACUAAAAGUUCAGACUCUGUGGCACUUGUGAUAUUUCUGGACAACUGACUCUUCUCUGUUGCCUUUCGAAUCACACAGUGGCAAAGCUGCUCACCCAUGUAUGUAUAAAGCUGACCCUUCAUCCAAUAGGCAGCCCCCAGUGUCUCCCCACACAGGGCGGAAGAGCAGAGGGAGCAGGUGGCAAUGUGGCAGCACCUUGAACUGUGCAUCACUGGGCCUGCUCCCCCUCAUCCCAAAGCAAUAACCCAGAAAUUACAUCCUGAGACUUACUUCCUCAGAAAGAAAAGGAAGGGGAGGGAUAUCUUAAAAAGGAGAAACUUCUAAUAUGGUAUUAGACUGUAAUUCAUAGGGAAAUUUAUGCCUGAGAUAUGAAUUUCUGAAAAUAAGGGGCUUUUUUGGAAGGGAAACACUGACACAUCCUUAAUUAUAGAGUAAUAAAUACCAAUGGUAUAUUAUCUUUCGAUAUUUCCUUACACAGAUAUCAAAGCACGCAGCUGUUUUUGAAAACUGAUAAUCAAGUACAAUAUAAGUAUAUUACAUCUUGCACUUACAACACACCCUUCAACUAAGCAGCAUCAUGGAGCACUUAACGGUGAGAAACAGAGCUGCUCAUAGUAGAAACCUAACUGAACAAAUUAGCUUUGAAUUGUAACUUCAGAAUCGUAGUCAAACCGAAGCGUCUGUCCUUGCCAGGAAAGGCAUUCCAAAGGCAGGGAGCAUGCCAAGGAAAAAGCCUUUGCUUCAGGAUUAUGGAGACAGUUCUGAAAAGCCAGCAUAACUUAAUGAUCAAUCAGAAAAAUAUAGAGCAGUAACUACACAACUGAAGGAUGCAUAAAAAUUGUACAAAGCGUUAAUAGUGGAAUGGGGAGGUAGGAUGGGAUUUUACGAGCAAGUAUUAAGCUCUUGGAAAGCUUCAUUUGUUGCCCUCAAUCCACACAGCAGAAAGAAAGAGAAAGAGACAAACUUGGGCAAAGAAAAGUAUGUGGACAAAUGUGGGGGGUAGAAAAGGAAAUGAAGGUUAAGCAAGGCCAAUAUGAUUCAGAAUAAAAGGGAAGGAGGGAAGUAUAAGGAGCCAGCUGUAAUUACUGAAUGUGACAUUAAGAAGAGCUGAAAUUGAGAGGGGGAGGUCUUGAGUAUUUUACUAAGUGGAUUAAUGCCCUCUUCCUCGGGUGUCUGAAGUUGCAGAUUUUAAUUUAUUUGGUGCAGGGAUUUAUUACAGAAUUCUUAAUGGGUGGGGAGAUAAACAGGGACAAUUAUAAACUCUUAAGAAGUAGAAAAGAGGACCAUAUAAUACUUUCUAUAAAUUUAACUAAUAAACAGGGUUUCAAGCUAUGGACAAAGGUAGUCAAAAAAAGCAUUUAGUCCAUGAUAAUAGGACUGAAAGGGAAAUAAGAGGGAUGUCCAAAAAACUUAAAGACCAAAACAAAGAAAGAAAAACCCACAUAGAUGUGUGAAGCCAAGGAUUUUGAAUGACUUGGGAGCUAGUUUUAUUGCCGCUCUCCUUUCUCCACCCAUUAAAAAAAAUAAAUCAUAACUCUGGCAUUUAAAAACCUACUCAUGAACAUCAUUUAUUAAUAUAAACUUAAUCCUGUGCUAUUCUUUGGUGGGUGGUAAGAACAUGAACUAACAACUGGACUAGAACGAUGGCAACAGGAUGAUCCACUCAAACACAGGAAAGUUGUAAGAAAAAGAAAAACUCCUAAUCUGCUCUUUCACCUUACUUAUUUUACAGAAGGAGAAAGCCAAAAAGGGGAGAGCAUGUGGCUAAACCACAGAAAGACUAGAUGCCUAAAGGAAAAAUUUUAAAGUUUUCCUAAAUAGGUAUUAGAAGGGGAAGGGGGAUGUAAAGCUUGUGUGAUUUACAUCAUUUUGUUAAUCUGCUAAUCUACUUCCCUGGAAGGUGAGAAAGAGUGUUGUCUGCCUUCUACAAUUGAAGAGACUAGGGCAGAAACUUAAUUAUGUUCUUAUCCCUGUGUAUACCUGGCUGUCAUCUGGCUGGCAACUAGUCCACAAACUAUUUGUUCAGGCAUUUGCCUGGCAAUAAUGUUAGCCAUCACUUAAAUUGUUAAAUAUGGAUCAGAAGAUCUUUAAGAAUUACUGAUAUGCAGCUAUUAAUACUGGAUGUAAAUAGUACUAUUUGGGGUGUGGGUAAAUCAUUUGACUGGAACCACAUUUAAAAAAAGGACUUGGAAAUUUUAUUUUUGAAAUGCUGUUGGGGAGAUGGCAUUGAUGAAAAAAAUGUAAUUGAAAAUGGAAAAAAACAUCAUUUACAAAGAGUAAGAUGGGUAAAAAUGACUAAGCAAAGAAGCCUUGUCACCUUCGACCUGAUGCUUCAUUGUAUCAGAAGAAAGUGAACAGAUUGCUAACAAAGAGACAACCCCUUCUAAUUUCCAAAACUGGCCCAGCAACAAGAGGGAGAAAAUAGAGAAGAGUGCACUGCGUGGUGGCUCAGGGUGAUCCUUUAAUUUGAGUGUUAAAAAUGAGGGCACAGACCUAGAGGUUUUUAAUGGUCCGCGGGUGGACUUUAGAUUCUGUACACUCCUCCACCUUCUAUGGAGAAUUCGGAACACGGGGGAGUUUAACCAGUAUCUUAAAUCCCAGGGACAGGGUGGAGCUUGCUUUGUGAUCCUGAUUAAUUAAAAGGAAAGAAAUCAAAGCAGACAUCUCUCCUUUUUCCAUGUGAGCCGCAGAGCCAUGGAGGGGAACUUGUGCUCUCUGGUGCUUGCAGCUAUGUUCCCUGGCUUUCAUCGGCUUGGCUUUUCCCCUUGUAUUUCUAAUGCUGUGCUACCAGGCCAAUAAAAUAGAAUCUACAAAAUUGCAAAACAAAA